Molecule: messenger RNA, 1212 nt
Organism: Helianthus annuus (common sunflower)
Lineage: Eukaryota; Viridiplantae; Streptophyta; Magnoliopsida; Asterales; Asteraceae
Product: early nodulin-75-like
Exons: 1
Coding region: 1-1212 (403 amino acids)
Source: RefSeq, a predicted model, not a curated record
AUGCCGCCACGUGUUAGAGGUAGAGUUGGAAGAGGAAAGGCCUCAGUUUUAACAAGAAAUGAUCACGAAGCUGGGCCAUCUCACAGGCGCACACCAUCCGCAUCACUCGGAUCAAGUCCUCAUGAAGACUGGAGGACCUACCUUGAGCCUGUGAGAUGCUCGGUCUCGCUUAGCUCCUCACCAUCUUAUCAUGAUUCAUCCGGGUUGCAUCAGAAUGACGAGUCCGACCACUCUCACCAUUCCUUCAUACCUUUGCAGCGAUCGGGUUCGCACCAUGCCUUCCAGGACCCGACCCCCUAUUUCCAAAGCCGGUUCAAUCCAAUGAACCAGAUUCAAGAACCAGAGGGUCAAAACCCUUUGGGACCCGCUGACCACAAUCCUGAAAUGCAGGACAUGGAGAUGGAUGAAGACCCGGAUCCUGAGAUGCUACCAACUGGGACGCCGACGCAUCCCAUUGAGAUUUCCAGUGGCUCAUCCUUUCAUGGUUCGCCUUACAGGGGCCCUGACAUUUUUGCAGAAAGAUGGGCCACAUACAAGUGGGAGUACACUCCCCCUCACCGCAACUCACCACCCCACCAACAGGUCCCUUCUGAGGAUCCGCAUUUUCAGGCGGUCACGCCGCCACCAUGGCCAGCACCAGAGCAGCAACUGCCUCCGAAACCACCGAGGCGAAGAAGAACAGGUGCACGGAUGUCCGUGCAUGGGGGUUUCCACUUCAGCACCCCCCAACACUCGAGCAACAGCCACUACCCGCAGCUGUAUGAAGACCCGCAAAUGGGUGGGCCUUCAAACCCUGUUUCUGAAGUCGAAUCUGCACCAGUCGCACCACCACUACAACAAAUGGGUUAUGAUAACCCAAUUCCUUCUUACCACGGCGCAGCGGCAUAUAACCCGUUUGAGCAACAAGCUUACACGGGUUACAAUUACAACAAUGCCCCUAUUAUUGACCCGUACCUCGAGGCGGUGAACUACAAUGCUCUCUACCCUGGAGGACCCUUUCUAGCUGCGUACCCAACUAGGUACCCAGCAUAUGGGUAUCAAUACCCACCACCUCCUCAACCUCAGCCGCAGCAGCAGCAGCCACAGAUCCAACCACCACAGCAGCAAGAAAUCUUCCAACGGUUGCAUGAGGUGGGACAAAAGGUAGAGGAGGAGCAUAGGAGCCGCCGUGGUUUACUGAAGGGUUUGGCAAGCCUCAUAAAAGGGAAGUAG